Vespula pensylvanica (western yellowjacket) is the source of this 3518-nucleotide messenger RNA. It is a transcript of the gene morula, whose product is annotated as anaphase-promoting complex subunit 2. Gene Ontology annotation, cellular component: anaphase-promoting complex. Gene Ontology annotation, molecular function: ubiquitin protein ligase binding. Gene Ontology annotation, biological process: ubiquitin-dependent protein catabolic process. NCBI's taxonomy places the organism in Eukaryota, Metazoa, Arthropoda, Insecta, Hymenoptera, Vespidae. The transcript has 7 exons. The record is from RefSeq and is a predicted model, not a curated record. Bases 146 to 2548 code for a protein of 800 amino acids.
AAAGAAACAACUACGUUUAUCGUUGCAUUAUGGUUCUACUCUAAUACUACUUUCAAACUUGAAAUUGUAAACAUACUUGUAAACAUCGUAUUCUCGUUCUGUAUGACAAUAUAUAUAGCGAUCAUGUAUUUUUAAUUUGUAAAAGAUGGCUGAUGCACUUACGCAGGAGGAUGUGCUCUCUCAAAUCGAAUAUGCAUUUCCUAUUAUUAAAGAAGAGAUUCAAAACGAUUGCACGGAUGAACAAUUUGCUACCAUAAUUGAACAAAUAAGGAUAUGGAAGUUGACAAAUUUUGUUAAAGAUAUAGUCCUUCAUCACAUAGAAUAUUAUAUUCGUCAGAAAGUGGCACCAACAUUUUGGAAGAAAUUUGUAAAUAGUACGACUGAACAAGAAGGCUUUGAACUCUUCAAAAGCGCUGUGGAUGGUUUAUACAUUAGUUUAACUGAAUUUUUACCUCUCUUGAAAAAGUUGGAAUAUCUUGAACAAGAAGACGCUGAAAAAAUUGUACUUCAAACUGAUAAUGUGUUAUCAAGAUUUAAACUUAUUGUUAGAUCUACUUUAUUAAGUCAAUUACCAUUGGACCAUGAACAUAUAAUAGAGCAAUUUUAUAGAAUUGCAUUUAAUGUAUUUUGUAAUUCGGAUAAUAGUUCAUUGCAUGAUUCUAGUGGAAGUGAUGCGGCGCAAUGCGGAGGUUGUAAUCAAGAAAUAGAUAAAUGCCAAUGUCAGAUGAUAGUAUAUAUGUUUCACGAAACUAAUAGGAAAUUAAUUGAAUUAGAAUUAUUGGAGAGAUUAGUAGGCAAUGUACUUACAUCGUUAAUACACAUUCGUAUCAAAUGUCAUGUAAGUGAAACGUGUGACAGAGUAUUUGAUGUAUCACAACUUAAGCCAUUGGAAAAUUGGCUUGAAACUGUUGUUAUGAAUUGGUUGAUAAGGAUAUAUUCGGGAGGAUUUUCAAAAACUGUUUCUUUGAGCGAUGAUAUUCGUGAUGCUGUUAUUAAAUUCAAAAGAAAAUUGUCUCACUAUUUGUAUGAGACAUAUACAAGAAUUAGAAUCGAUCAGCUUUUUAAUAUCAUAAUAGAAUAUCCUGAUUCACAACCUGCAAUAGAUGAUCUUCGAAUUUGUUUGGACAGAACGGAUUUGCGCAAAGUUUUGGUGGAAACAUUACAGGAAGCACUUAAAACUAGACUUUUACAUCCAGGUGUCAAUACUCCAGAUAUAUUAACUGCAUAUAUUGCUGCUAUUAAAGCUUUGAGACAAUUGGAUCCAACAGGAGUGCUUCUUGAAACUGUGACAGAACCUAUUAAAGUUUAUUUAAGAAGUAGAGAAGAUACAGUAAGAUGUGUUGUUAGUGGUUUAUUGGACGAUUCACCUAGUGAUUUAGCCGAUGAAUUAGUGAAAGGGGAAUCCUUGCAAUUAGAUGAUGGUUCAGCUGAUGAAGAAAACGAAGAUUGGGAGAAAUGGGUUCCUGAUCCAGUGGAUGCUGAUCCUGGUAAAUUAUUUACUAUACAAAAAGAUAAUAGUAGAAUAUUUUGUACAACAUCUUUUUUACAUUUUCUUUUUUCAGCCAAAUCUACGCAACGAAGGAUGUCUGAUAUAAUUUCAAUGCUAGUUAACGUAUAUGGAAGUCAAGAUUUGUUUGUUAACGAAUAUCGUACAUUAUUGGCAGAUAGAUUAUUGUCUCAAUUAAAUUAUCAUACAGAACGAGAAAUUCGUCAUUUAGAAUUAUUGAAAAGAAGAUUUGGAGAAAAUCAAUUACAUUAUUGCGAAGUUAUGUUAAAAGACGUCUAUGAUUCGAAAAGGAUAGAUGGAAAUAUUCAAUCGGACACCAGUUAUAGCUUAGAAAAAGAACAUUUUCCAACAUCUGCCCUUAUACUGUCUGCACAAUUUUGGCCACCGUUUAAAGAGGAUUGGAAAUUGGAAUUACCCCAAAUUGUACAGGAUCAAUUGAAUAAAUAUGUGAAGGCGUUUGAAGCUUUAAAGGGAAAUAGAACUCUUUGUUGGAAACCACAUUUAGGAAAUGUCAAUCUUGAAAUUGAAUUGAAGGAUAGAAAAUUAGACAUAAAUGUAACCCCGAUACAUGCUACGAUUAUAUUACAUUUUCAGGAUAAAAAGGAAUGGAAUUUAGAAGAGUUAGCACAAGUAAUGCAUGCUCCGGCAACAGUACUUAGACGAAAAAUAACUUUUUGGGUUUCUCAAGGACUUUUAAAAGAGAUCUAUAAUGAUGUUUUCGUACUUCAAGAAGAAAGUUCAUCGAAAAAUAGAACUUUGUCGGAUAUCGUGGAAGAGGAAGAAGCUGAAAGUGCAAUGGCUUCUGCUAGUGAUCAAAGGGAAGAAGAGUUACAAGUUUUUUGGUCGUACAUUGUUGGAAUGUUAACUAAUUUAGAUUCUAUGCCAUUGGAAAGAAUUCAUCAGAUGUUAAAAAUGUUUGCAUCUCAAGGUCCAGGUGCUGUGGAAUGUGGAUUACCAGAACUAAGACAAUUCCUUGAUGGAAAAGUUAGAGAACAUCAAUUAUUAUUUUCUGGUGCUCUUUAUCGACUUCCUAAAUCGUGAUAAAAUUAAUAUAACUUAUAUCUCUAUAUAUUGUUCCGAUUGAGUUUAAUCAUAUGUUGUACAUCUGUUUUUUAUAUAUGCAUAUAUAUAUAUAUAUAUUUAAAUCAUUUAAAAUAAAAAAAAGAAAUCAUAUGAUUACUUUUAAUGCAAUUUGAAUAAAUUAUAUUUGUUUUUUGUUUACUUUUUGCGUGUACUAUGAUUUUAUCUAUUAAUUGCUUAUGAGAUCCAGCAGAGAGUUACACGUAAAACUAAAAUAAAAACAAGCAACACUGUGAUUUUUUGGAUUUAUUCAAUGAAUGUUAGUUAAACGCUCUAAUGCUAACAGUUGUGUAAUAAAAAUAUUUCUCUCGUGCGCAUUUCAAACACAGAAAGUAAGUGUUAGUGAUCUUCUACACUUAGUUUGCUAAAGUGUAGUGUAUGUACAUAGAUCGUAAAUUGCACCAUUAUGUGUGUUCAAAUUUUGACGUAUGUAUUUAUAUACGUUGCAUUUUCACAUUAUAAACAUUGCUACGAGAAUAAAAUAAUACUUUAAUAAUGAUGAAUAUUGUAUAUAUCAAAUUAGUCAUAUGAGAUAAAGUCAGUCAUGUUACUUGACUUUGUGAGCAACUUUUUAUAAUUAUUUUAUUAGCACAAACUCUCAUAUACAUAAUUGUUAUUUAAUUAUUGCCAAUAAUAUUUAUGAUAUUUCACAAUAUGAUUCUUUAUCAUUGAUCCUAAUAAAAAUUUAUUCGUGUGUCACCUUCUUUGAUAUUUAAUGUCAAAAUAAAUAUUUUAAUUAUCUAUUGCUGCUAUAGAGAACAGAGUUUUCUUUUCCUUCGUAAAAUAUUAGACUUUUUGGUAAAAAUAAAGCUACUUGUGAUGAAGUUUUCACAUAUAUUUAUCUAAAUUUGUAUUUAUAUAUAUCCUUUGAACACGAUUUUAGCACUUACAUUAUCUGUGUAAAUUCAAUAGCCAUUCUCGGUUUGAUGCU